ACUUCCCAUCACCCAUCAAACAUAACUGCAAUCUCCAUACUAUCUUUAAUCUAUGCAGAAUGCAUCCGCGCUCAUCUGCGUCUGCAUAAUCAGCCUGUUCUGCAGCCCACGUGCCACGUCUGUUGGCUACUAAACCAUGCUAGCCUCCGCCGCCCAUUCUUCCUCUCCUCCCUCUUCUUCUUCUUCUUCUCGCCCCUCCGCGUCUACGAGCUCCCAUCAUGAGCAUCCCGGGCCUUCGCACUGCUCCUUUAAUCCUCAAUCGUCCGCUACCGUCGCGUAUUCCGCUUCUGUCGGCUCCCGGUUGGCCCAGGGAAUCGAGGAGCUCCGGUCCGCUUUAAACAGACACUCUGCGGUCGCUAAUUCUUCAUCCCCCUCUGCCUCCUCAUUCCCCGGGCCCUCGAGGGACCGACUCUGUGCUACGGUCCCCGCUGAGCUGGCCGCUGAUGGGUCCAGAGCAAAAGCCAACACAGACUCACUAACUUCUUGGCAAUCUGAGAUCCCGGUAUCCAAUCCUGCAGCCGCUGCCACUGCCACUACUGCUGAUGCAACCUCGAUCAUUCCAAUGCCUGACGCCGAUAACAAAACUGCCCCCGACGAGCACAACGGUCUCGACAGUAAUGUCACCAAUGCUGCGCCCCGCGUGCGGUCCCCGGGCUUGGCCGUCGAGAAUCCUAAGGCGAAAAGACUACAACCCGCAAAGCCUCCGGUUAAGUUUUUGCCCGAGUGCUAUGAAUUUGCAGAUCCCAAGGACAUCGUCGUGUUGAUCUCCAGCAUGCUGAUGGAGCUAAUUCACUUCAACGACAAGAUCCCCUUGCACCAAGGUCGUCUUACACGCUUCCAUUCUCGGUCUCCGCCUCGAAUCUCUGUCCGCGACUAUCUUCAGCGUCUGACCACCCAUGCUACCCUCUCACCCCCCCUUCUCCUGAGCAUGGUAUAUUAUAUCGACCGGCUCUGCGCACUUUACCCUGCAUUCACCGUUUCGAGUCUUACGAUCCACCGGUUUCUGAUCACCAGCGCAACCGUCGCUAGCAAAGGCCUAAGUGACAGCUUCUGGACCAAUAAAACGUAUGCGCGAGUCGGCGGGAUCAGUGUGGCAGAAUUGGCUUUGUUGGAACUGGAAUUUCUCUUCCGGGUUGAGUGGAGGAUCGUUCCCCAACCGGAGGUGCUGGUUGAUUAUUACAAAAGCCUCGUGGAAAGGUGUGAGGGCUAUGAGAUCCAACGGGAGCGAAGUGGUGACGGUAACACCCCUGUCACGGCCCUUGUCUCAGAUGCGGUAGAUGAAGCGAAAUGAAUAAUGAAUAACUCUUACGUCAUUGGUCUACAUUACCUGGGACGACUCCGCUUGCUCUUAGUCCUGAGACCUCUCAACCCCAGGAUUCCAAGGCUGGUUGACGAAUUCUGUCAUCUUUCUAGUACAUAAUUACGAUUGCACACAUGACUGUGUCGAUUGUAUCGACCAUCCAUACAACUUACAGGACUUGGUGCGCUGAUAGCGCGCUUGGGCGAUUUUUUCCUUCUCCUUCGCCGAUAUACCUUAUUGCUUAAAAUUUAUCAUUUAGGCGUUUUUUUUUUUUUUUUUGUUUU
This is a messenger RNA of Monascus purpureus, 1584 nucleotides long. Lineage: Eukaryota; Fungi; Ascomycota; Eurotiomycetes; Eurotiales; Aspergillaceae. The record is from the annotation of a GenBank genome assembly.